CUUCUCCUGGAGAGCAGAGAUCUGGCCUCAGAGUUGGGGAGCCCUCCUGUAUCUUUGUGCCAUCAUGGAUCAGUUCCAGGCCAUCCUGCCCCAGGUGAGGGCACUGCUCUCUAGUGCUUGGCCUGCCCAGGUACGGAGAUUUCUGGAUGGCCUGCUAGAAAAGGACCUUCUCUCCAAAGAAUAUCACCAGGCUCUGCUCCGAGAGUCUGAUGGAGAAGCACUGGCCAGGAAGGUUUCCUUGUCCCUGUUGGAGAAGUGGGAUCUGUGCAUAGGGACCCUGAUCCAGUGUGUGGGGUGCUCUGGGAAUAAGCUUCAGACCCCAGGGAUGGAUGGAGUCUCCUUAUCGAAGAGCCGAGCUAGCGGUCAGUGCACAGCCAUGGAAUCUGGGCCACUGUCAGAAGGAAGCUACUUGGGGCUGCUCCAAAGUGAGAUUGACCCCCUACAACUUUUCCAUUUUUAUGACCAACCCCUGCCUGGAGAAGAAGAGAUUGAGUUCACUUCAGAUCCUGAUACUGACACAAUCAACUGUGAUCAAGUGGACAGGCUAUGGAAUGCCAUAGAAAAUGAGGGGGCAGGAGAGGCCUAUGACAGGAUAGCUGCAUUGGCAGAAUACAUGUUCUCAGACCCACAUCCAGAGACUGAAGGUAUUUUUGGGAACAUUGACCCAGAUGAAGUGGUGAACGAAAAUAUAGAUGCAUUGGCUGAGGUGCCCCAGAAAUCACAGAAAAGUCAGAAAAGAUUAUUUAUGGAUAAGCCUGAGCCUCAGUCAGACACUUGGGAGACCAAACGCAGAAAACCAGAGACAUCCCCGGCCAUUCCUUUGGUAACCAACAAUUUAGUGACAGCAUCUUCCAAUGAUAAUUUGGUCCUGAAAGACUCUCUGUCUCCUCUCCCAGGCCAAGUUGCCAAGCCCAGCCUGCCCUCCAUGAAAGAAGCCUUUCUGGUGCCCAUGUCCUCAGCCAGUCCUGUUUUUACUUGCCUGAAUUUCAACGGGGGACCUAUCCAACUCAUCCCCACCUUUCCCACUCUGCCACAAGGCGUAUUCCAAUUCACAGUGGAAAACGGAGUCUCCAACAUCUUCUUUUACCCAGCCUCAUCAGGGGAUGAUGCCAUCAUACAGAGCCUCCCAGUAUCACCUGACAGGCCUGGCUCCACCAGUCCACUUGUUCCAUCAGCAGCAGAUAUGCCCAACAUGCCUGAGGCUUCAGCUCUAACUUUGCAAAGCAGAAAAACAGAUGUACAUUUAGAGCAGUCCCUGGAACAGCUUGCAACAAUUGUAGUAGAUUCUAACCUAGCUCCCAAACAGCCUGAGUCUGUGGAAGGGUUCUGUCGUGCUCUACAAAAGGCAUAUGGGGAUGUUCCAAAAGGUCAAAGCAGCUAUUACAUUGACAUAGAACUCACAAGAACCCAAGUGGAAAAAAAUAGCAAGUAUCAAGAGAAAGACCUGGCAAUCCAGGACUGGACAGAGAGACAGAAGGCUCGCGUGGGCUGGAGAGAAGUCUUUGCUCGCCCCAGUGGGCAGAAAGGGGAGACACAGGUGAUUGCAGUACUAGGCAAGGCUGGCUUGGGCAAAAGUGCCUGGACUCGGGAGAUCUGUAGGAACUGGGCCCAGGGCCAGCUUCCUCAAUAUGAAUUUGUCUUCCACUACAAAUGCCACGGCCUGAACUUGCCAGGGAAUGACUAUUGCCUGAAAGAUCUGUUUUUCAGACUCUGCCAUCACUCAUUGGAAGAGAGUGAGGAAGUCUUCAAAUAUAUUCUGAAGCACCCAAACCACAUUCUGGUCAUUCUGGACUCCUUUGAGGAACUAGAAGGUCAAGAUGGCUUGCUGCAUUAUCUGGCCAGCUCCUCUCCUAGGGAGCCCCAGCCCAUCAAAGGGCUGCUGGCUGGCCUCUUCCAAAGGAAGCUCCUGAGGGGUUGCACACUGCUGAUCACAACCAGGCCAAAAGGAAGGUUUAUCCAGUACUUGGCCAAAGUAGACAGCCUCUUGGAGGUGCAGGGCUUCUCUCCUGAGCAGGUAGAGGCUUACUUUGAAAAAUAUUUCCAGAGUUCACCAUCAGACAGGGAUGAAGCCUUGAGGCUCCUCCGGACCCAGCCCUACCUGCUCAGUCAUUGCUACAGCCCUGCUGUGUGCCUCUCCCUCUGUCAGCUGUGUGAGAAGGUUCUGGCUGCAGGAGGUCCAGCCCAACUCCCCUCCACUCUCACUGGGCUCUUUGUCAGCCUCUUCUGCUCAGCACUGAGAGCCAAGAAAAAAGGGACAUCAGAAACCUGGCCCAGGAGGUGCCUGGCAGGGUUGGCAGAGCUGGCAUGGGAGCGAGGCCAGAGACACUGCAGGGUCCUGAGAGAGGACCAGUUCCCCUCCAAAGAAGUGAAGGAAUUCACUGUUUCUGGGGACUUUAUGUGGCCAUUGCCAACAGCCAGGGAUCCAGAGAUGGUCUUCUCUACCUUUCUCCUACAGAACUUCCUGGGAGCUCUGAGGCUGGCACUGAGUGGGGAAGUAAGACACAAGGAGCUCCCCAGGUACAUAGCCCUGACCCCUAGGAAGAAGAAACCCUAUGACAACUGGCUGGACCGGGUACCUCACUUCCUGACUGGGCUUCUUUUCCAACCCCUGUCCUCCUGCCUUGGUCUCCUUGGUGGGGAUGAGCAGGUUGAGCUUGUGUGCAAGAGGAAGAAGGUACUCUUGAGCUAUCUGACACGGUUACAGCCUGGGACACUGGGACCUGGGAAGCUCCUUGAACUGCUGCAUUGUGCCCAUGAGGCAGCCGACAGACAACUAUGGGAGCAUGUAACAGCUGGGCUACCCUCCUACCUUUCCUUCUGGGGAGUUCGCCUGGCCCCACCAGAUGUGCAUGUUUUGGGAGAGGCCCUGAAAGCGGCUGGCAAAGACUUCUCCCUGGAUCUCAGAAGCACCUCCGUUGACCUGCAUGGGCUACGGAUCCUUGUCCAACUUGGCUGUGUCACCUGCUUCAGGGCAUCUCUGAGUGACACAGUGUGGCUGUGGGAAUCCCUUCAGCAAAGUGGGGAACAUGAACUACUCCAAAGUUCCACUAAGAAGUUCACCAUUGAUCCCUUCAAAGUCAAGUCCAUGAAGGAUGUGGAGGACCUUUGUAGCCUGGUACACAUCCAAAGCUCCGGAAAUGUCCCUACAGAGGCAUGUGACCCUCUCCCUGCCAUCAGAGACUUGAAGAAGCUUGAGUUUGCGCUUGGCCCAGGUUUGGGUCCCCAGGGCUUUCCAAAAUUGGUUAAGAUCCUUGCAGCCUUUUCCUCCCUUCAGCAUUUGGACCUGGAUACCCUAAGUGAGAACAAGAUUGGGGAUGAAGGUGUAACUCAGCUCUCUGCCAUCUUUCCAGAGUUAAAGGUCUUGGAAACCUUGAACUUGUCUCAGAAUUGCAUCACUGAUGUGGGAGCCACAGAGUUGGCCAAGGCUCUGCCAUCACUGGCAACAUCCCUUGUUACCUUGAGCCUAUACAACAACUGCAUCUGUGAUACUGGAGCCAAGAACAUCGCUAGUGUGCUUCCCAGUAUGGUGUCCUUGAGAGUCCUGGAUGUCCAGUACAACAAGUUCACAGAUGCAGGAGCCCAGCAGCUCACAGCCAGUCUGAAGAAAUGUCCACAUAUCGAGACACUGGCGAUGUGGAACUCCACUAUUCCUUAUGGAGUUCAAGAACACCUACAGCAUCUAGACUCCCGAAUAAGUUUGCGGUAGUACUGUAUUAACUCUUCAAAAAGGUAACUAGGUCUGAGGACCAGAAAUCCCAUCCAUCUAUCAGGGCUUCAGCUCAGGGGCCCAAAUCCCGCCUAGAAGAGCCUAACUUGGCUGCCAUAUUGGUUUGUAUCCAGCUAUUUCAGACUGGUCAGAGUUCUUCCUGAUCUCCUGCCAGAAUAAGGUCUCUUGGCUUGGCAAAAGGCCAUCAACAUCAGGGUGAUGAUGAAACACGGCUCCUGACUCUCUGAUGUAUUCAUCUGGCAGCUGUGGUAUGGAAGGUGAACUAAGGGAAGCAGCAUUUCCUCUUUCCUUUGACUGUCCCAGGAGGCAAAGGAAUAGGAUGAGAGAAAGAAGCACUUCCCGUCUGCUCCUCAACCCCAAUCCCUUCAGACAUCUAACUCUCAAAGAUGGAAAGAAGCUUGUUACACUGUGGUAACUGCACUUUGGCUGUUGGAUGUGUCAUUUUGCACUGAAUUUCCUAAGCAGAAGACUUUCAAGGCAGAGAUCUGGAAGCCCAUGCUGGGCUAGCCAAGAAACACUUGAGUAACAAGAUAUUAUAGAUAACAUUAAUUGUAGCGGUCCUUGAUCAAAGUUACACUAACUGGGGAAUGGGCUGGGGAUAGGGGUGCCUGAUAGUAUUUCAUUUGUAAUCAAAUCUACUAUUUUUCAAUCUGUUAGGAAAGCACAUAGAUGGAAAGAUGGAAGUGGGAGAUGGGAAUCUUCAUUUUAAGACAACUUGAUCAAGGAGGGAUGAAAGGGUUCUUGUAGAUGACAUUGUAGAAUGAAGUAAGAAAGGGUAUUUUUCAUUGUAACACAUGAUAAGCAGCUGAGUGUCAUUUGAUGAACCUGAUGGAGAAGUGAAAAUCUUUUUUCUGAGCUGAAAGAGAGGGAAAUUUCUAACUUCUCUACCAGCUUAGGCAAGAACCCCUUCAAAUUUCCGCAUUGCCUACAUGGAAGAAGGUGGAGAUCCCAGAGGAAAAGUGAGGGGGGCAGCUGUGUCUUCUUUCUUCUUUCACAUUGCUACACUGGAUACUAGGCUAGGAUUGAUUUUUCCUAUUCCAUCUGAUAAGAUGGCAAAGAGAGAAUGACAUUUUGUCUUUCCUACUGGGACUCUGAAGUUACUCUAAGUGUAAAGCGCAUGUGCACUAGAAAUAAAAUAUCUUCCUGAUAGAUUCUAGGUCCAAGAGCCUUUCUGGGAUUCUCAGGACCCAUUCAUUCAUCAGGGAACCCAAAUCUAUGCUGGAAGAGUCUAACUUGGCUUCCAUCUUGAUUUGUAGCCAGGCAUCUCAGGCUGAUCAACUGGGAAAUGACUGAACAAAUUCUGAUAUACGAGUGUAAUAGAAUAUCAUCUCACCAAAGAAAUGAUGACUAUAAGAAAUAUGAGAAGACAUAAGAACUGAAGCAGAAUGAAAUAAACAUAAGCAGAAAAACAAUAUACAAUAAAAGAAAAAGAAAAAAAGAAAACAAGACAGAAUGCUAUGUAAUAAUAAUGACUAACCUUCACCCCAGAAAAGAGAUAAGAAAAUGAGCUUUCCUCCUUUCAUUACAAGGUGGGAGACUAUGGGUGUGGAAUGGUGUUUUUGCUUUCAGAUUUGAUCCCUAUGUCAGGUGCUUUGCUUAACUUUUUCUUUAUUAUAAGGGGAAGACUCAUGGAAAGAAGCAAGGUGGGGAGAGAGAAUAAGGGAGAGGUAUAUCUGGAAAUGACUGAUGUAAAAAGAAAAUAUCAAUAAAUUUUUAAAAAUUUUAGCAUGUGACAGAACCUUACUAGAAUAAAGUUCUCUGAGCUUGCUAUUUUCCUCCAACUCCAGGUUUGCCUGGCACAACAGUCAUCCUUACAGAUGUAUAACUGAGAUUGUAGGCCUUCUAAAAAAAAAAAAAAGCCUUGGGUUUAGGUUGGAAGUAUGAUUCAAGAACUAUUCCCAUUCUGACAUUGUGAGUUGAAAUAAGUUCCUGAACUUCCCUCUCUUCAGGUUUUCUUCCCAAAAAUGAAGUCCAAUCUGGUCCAGUCUGUCAUUCGGGGGUGUAAACAAUGGGCAUAACCACCACACUCAAACAAUUCAUGACCUGUGACUCUCAACAUGGGUGCUCAAAGUGUGGCACCCCUAGGGAAAUGUAACUAUUCACAGAAAAAGAAACAGCCCAAAUUCUUAUUUCUACUCUCUGGAAAGCAUUUCUUGUUCUCUCUGGUUGUUCAAGGUAGCGUGACAAAGAUUCUCACUUCCUCAUGAGACAGUCCUGUGAUUAUUAUACUACAAUGGGGCAGACUUUCUGAAACAAGGACUCCAGAUCUAAGAGUGAAACAUUCCACUUAUUAAGGGAAUGGAAUUCUUGGGAACAUCUAGACCUUCAAGAACACUGGGCAGAAUGAAUCCCACCUUUAGAUCUUUAGAUCCUGUCUCUGCAUAUAUUCAGUAUCAAUAGAAGUAGGCAGCCACUUAUAUGUGUUGACAUCUGAAUUGCUAAUGUUGUUCAGUUGUGCCUGACUCUUCAUGACGCCAUUUGGGUUUUUCUUGGCCUAGAUACUGGAGAGGUUUGCCAUUUCCUUCUCCAGCUCAUUUGCCCUAGGAGGAAUCGAGGCCAGCAGGAUUAAGUGAUUUGCUCAAGGUCACAUGGCUAAGAAGUGUCUGAGGCUCAAUUUGAACUCAUGAAGAUGUCUUCCUGAUUCUAGGACCAGCACUCUAUCCAUUGCACCACCUAGCUGCCCAAAGUCUGGAUAAGAUAGUCAUUCCUUAGGGUGAAGGCACUGUCCAAAAAGAAUGAGCUGCUCUUAGAAUUUGAAAUUGAUUUAAUUUAAAAUUAAAAUGAAUUAUAAUUAAGCUGUUAUUAUCCAUUAACAUCUCAAUUUAGGUGAGUUUCUCAAGUCCUUUUGGAUGGACUGCUGACAAUGAGGUGACAAGUAAGCAGUUUUGUUAGGAGCUUGGGGAGAAAGAGCCAAACUUGGAGUGCUGCCUGAAGAUGCCAACAUUCUGAAGGAAAGGACUCUGGGACGUUGGGAGGAGGAGGAAAGAAGGCAUGGAAAAAGAGAUGGGAGGUUCCCAUGAUAAACCCAUGAGAAUUUCUUAUUGCCGGGGUUGGUCCUGCCUUCACUCUUCCCGAAAGAAGGAUCGGAAAUGGUCGGAUGAAGUUUUAUCCUCUAUCGGUGAGGUAUGAGCACCUUGGAUGCCUGUGGCAAAGUGCAGACAGUGCCCUUCUGGAAACUUGCUAUACAUGCCUCGCUGGAGGGUCCUGGUUCAUCUCGCCCAGUUGGAACCUAGGCUCUCUGGGUAAUUCUGGUGUGGGGACAGUGGAAAGAACUCUGAACUAUGAGGAUCUUUAAGUGUCCGUCCUUUUCUCUGAGUCUUAGUUCCCUCGUUUGUCAAAUGGAGAUAAUAUUUGAGCAACAUACCCUCAGAGAGCUGUUGUGAGAAUCAAAGGAGAGCAUAUGCGUGAUGUGUAAGAGGUGCAGUGGACAGAGCACCAGACCUGGAUUUAGGAGAUUCAUUUCAAAGCUCAAAUCUAGCCUCAGACAUGGAUGAGCUCUAUGCCUUUGGGCAAGUCAUUUAACCUUGUUUGCCUCAGUUUCCUCAUCUGCAGAAUGAGCUGGAGAAGGAAAUGGCAAACCACUCCAGUAUCUUUGCCAAGAAAACCUCAAAUGGUGACUAUUCUCUUACAACAAUGACCAAUAUGGAAGUACGUUUUACAUGAUAAUACACGUAUAACCCAAAUCAAAUUACUUACUAUCUCCAAAUGAGGGGAGAGGAGGGAAACAAUUGGAAACAUAUGUUGAAGAUUGUUAUUACAUGUAAUUGGGAAAAUAAAAUAUCUUUAAAUAAAAAAGGAAAAAGUAAAGAAAAUUCCAAGUGGGAUCACAAAGAGUAAGUCAUGAUUGGAACUACUGAAAAACAAAGCCAUCAGUCUUCAGCUUGGGCCAUGUUUAUACAUUUAAGGUAUAUGUUGAUGUGUACAGUUUUAAAUUUUGUUGAAAGCAAUGUUUUCUUUCUGAAAGAACAAAUUUAUGGUGUUGAGAUCAAGAGGCUAAUGAAGGCUUCAUAAGUAUUAUAUAAAAGGAAUAAUUUUAUCUUCCCAUUCUAUACAUUUCUCUAGUGAAUUUUAAUGCUAUAUAUGGCACAGAACAUAUUUUGUGGCUUGUAUAUAAAUUCAAAGUAUUAGCAACUUUAUUCAUUGUUAUUAAAAAUUCGAUUAUGUUUUUUAAAAAUUUAAAUGUUAGCUACCUUCUCUCCUAAAGGCACAACUUUGUUCAACAUGAGUUAGCUAUUCUUUCAAUACUGAUUCUCACUAAGGACCCCUUAGCUUAGAAUUAGUUUUAACGCAUUCACGGAACUUCUCCUUUUCCAGUUAAUGGAAAGCCCUUGACAAGAAGAUGGCAUUUCAUCCACACAGUUGGAAAUGUCUGUCAAGUGGCCUGCCUCCUGACUUAGCUUGGCAAUAAAAUACAUUAGCAUGCUGGAAAAUAGUUGGGGGCAAGAGGACAUGAUUUAAAAAUAGCUCAGUAACCAUCCCUUAGAAUGACAAAACAUUUCUCUCAUGUUCCAUUCUGAAGAUAAAACUAGCCUGCCCAGCUCUUAUCUUUUGAGAAGCCCAAAGUGCUCUUUUGGAAUAAUAUUUUGAACUCAAGUCACAUUUUCCCAACCUUAGAAAUUAGUGAACUAAAGACCAGAAAGGAUAUAUAAUUUCCAUAUAAUCACAUAGCAGGUAAGGGAGAAAAUUUGGCUUAAAAUCAGGGUCUCUUAAUUCUGCAUACUAUGUUUAAAUAUGCUAAAAUCUUGGGUAUGGGAUUUAAACUUUUUAAAAUAAAUUUCCACAUCAGUUUUUCAAAGUUAUAUGAUCCAAAUUGUCUCCCUUCUUCCCUCCCUGCUUCUGGAGCUGGCAAGCAGUUCAGUCUGGGUUAUACAUGUGUUAUCAUACCAAACAUAUUUCCAUAUUAUUCAUUUUCAUAAGUGAAUAAUCUCAUAAAACCCAAACCCCAAAACAUAUACCCAAAUAAACAAGUGAUAAAUUCUAUGCUUUCAUCUGUAUUCCUACUCCAAAAGUUCUUUCUCUGGAGGUGGAUAACAUACUUUUUCAUCAGUCUCUCAGGGACUUUUUACCUUCACCCUUCCCUUUGUUUGUAUUUUCUCUUAUUCCACUGACCUCUCUCGGUUUUCCAUUUCCAGAAAUCACAGGGAAAGAAACCAGAAAAGUUGGUCAGUAUAUCUGGGAUCUGUCUUCUCAACUGAGUUCUAUUUAAAUUCAGUUCCACUAUGUGUCCAUUUUCUUAGACUUUUUCUACCUACCUGAUGGGUUUGUAAUACAAUUCUGUUUGGUAACUGAGUUUAAACAAAUAUAAAGUAUCAUUAGUUAUUAUUGCUUAAAUUUCAAACUGAUAACUUUCAAAGUUCUUAAAAGAAUGAGCGCUUUUUGAGUUUUCAAUCACAUCCACAUGCAUCAUUAGCUGUUUUGCUGUUUUGAAUAAGUCCUAUAGGCUGGAAAUGUUGGGGGUCCUAAGGACCAAACCACAGUGUCCCGAAUGCUAAAUACUAAGCAGCAUUAUCAUACUUUCUGAUAGUCUUGGCCAACACUAAAUUUCCUGAAAACUGGUUUUUCUCCAUCUUAUUAAGGCAAAGUUGAAAAAAGGCAAGAUGCUACAGCUUGAUUCAAUCUUUUUCUUUUUUUAAUCAAAAGAAGAUUGCUUUCCACAGAGGGCUUUUACAGGUUUAUGGGAGUUGAAUUUAAAUAAUACUAUCAUUUUCAAAGUAUGUUGGGUUGGAUAAUUAAGUCAUUCUCUGGACAUGUUCCUCCAGUUCUCUUCCAAAGAACAGUUGAGAGAGCUGCAAAACCAAUGGAAGACAAGCAGAUUGAAAACAAAAGGGACAACCCACCAACUCAAACCUCUGGAACAUUCCCCUAAGUCUUUUGAUUUCAAGUCCCCACCUGAGAGCCUCUCUAGAACUAAUGUCCAACAAAAUUCUAAGCAUUUCAACUACUUUAGGCUUUAUUGACAACAAAUAUUGACAGAGACUACUCUUCAUUGCUAACCAUCUUUCCCCCAAAGUUGACCCUUCAAGGUACUGAUGCUAGAAAUAAUGCCAAAAGAAAAAAGCUUGGAUUUCCA
Messenger RNA from Monodelphis domestica (gray short-tailed opossum), 9797 nucleotides. It is a transcript of the gene CIITA, whose product is annotated as class II major histocompatibility complex transactivator. Gene Ontology annotation, molecular function: ATP binding; protein binding. NCBI's taxonomy places the organism in Eukaryota, Metazoa, Chordata, Mammalia, Didelphimorphia, Didelphidae. The record is from RefSeq and is a predicted model, not a curated record. Gene Ontology annotation, biological process: positive regulation of MHC class I biosynthetic process; positive regulation of transcription by RNA polymerase II; positive regulation of MHC class II biosynthetic process.